GCCUCGGAGGAAGUGACGCAAAGAUGAGGGGCGGGGUAGGCUCUGCGCCGGAAGUGGCUCGUAGAUCGUAAAUAAGCCCCGAAAAGGAGAGAGGCGCUGUCUCCAUUUUGUUGGCAUCUUCGGUUCUUGCGCCGUUUUGGAGAUGGGAAGCGUCUUGGGGCUGUGCUCCAUGGCGAGCUGGAUACCGUGUUUGUGUGGCAGUGCCCCGUGUUUGGUGUGCCGAUGCUGUCCUAGUGGAAACAACUCCACUGUGACAAGGUUGAUCUAUGCACUUUUCUUGCUUGUUGGAGUGUGCGUAGCUUGUGUAAUGUUAAUACCAGGAAUGGAAGAACAACUGAACAAGAUUCCUGGGUUUUGUGAGAAUGAGAAAGGUGUUGUCCCUUGUAGUAUUCUGGUUGGCUACAAAGCUGUGUACCGUUUGUGCUUUGGCUUGGCCAUGUUCUAUCUUCUCCUUUCUCUAUUGAUGAUCAAAGUGAAGAGCAGCAGUGAUCCUAGAGCUGCCGUGCACAAUGGAUUCUGGUUCUUUAAAUUUGCUGUAGCAGUUGCAAUUAUUAUUGGGGCUUUCUUCAUUCCAGAAGGAACUUUUACAACUGUGUGGUUUUAUGUAGGCAUGGCAGGUGCCUUUUGCUUCAUCCUCAUACAACUAGUCUUACUUAUUGAUUUUGCCCAUUCAUGGAAUGAAUCAUGGGUUGAAAAAAUGGAAGAGGGGAACUCAAAAUGUUGGUAUGCAGCUUUGUUAUCAGCUACAGCUCUGAAUUAUCUGCUGUCUUUAGUUGCUAUCGUCCUAUUCUUUGUUUAUUAUACUCAUCCAGCCAGUUGUUCAGAAAAUAAAGCAUUCAUCAGUGUCAACAUGCUCCUCUGCCUUGGUGCUUCUGUAAUGUCUAUACUGCCAAAAAUCCAAGAAUCACAACCAAGAUCUGGUUUGUUACAAUCUUCAGUAAUUACAGUCUACACAAUGUAUUUGACAUGGUCUGCUAUGACCAAUGAACCAGAAACACAUUGCAACCCAAGUCUCCUAAGCAUAAUUGGGUACAAUACAACAAGCUCUGUCCCAAAGGAGGGACAGUCCGUCCAGUGGUGGCAUGCUCAAGGAAUUAUAGGACUAAUCCUCUUUUUGUUGUGUGUGUUUUAUUCGAGUAUCCGUACUUCGAACAACAGUCAGGUUAAUAAACUGACUCUAACAAGUGAUGAAUCAACAUUAAUAGAAGAUGGUGGAGCCAGAAGUGAUGGAUCACUGGAGGAUGGAGACGAUGCCCACCGAGCUGUAGAUAAUGAAAGAGAUGGUGUCACUUACAGUUACUCCUUCUUUCACUUCAUGCUUUUCUUGGCUUCCCUUUAUAUCAUGAUGACCCUUACCAACUGGUACAGGUAUGAGCCUUCUCAUGAGAUGAAAAGUCAGUGGACAGCUGUCUGGGUGAAAAUCUCUUCUAGUUGGAUUGGCAUUGUACUCUAUGUUUGGACGCUGGUGGCACCACUUGUUCUUACAAAUCGUGAUUUUGACUGAACGGGACUUCUGGCAUGAAAGUCCCACUUUGAUCAUUGCUUAUUUGAAAUUAGCAGUAUUUCCAACUUUUGUAAAGUUGUGUAUGCGUGUGCUUCCCAUGAAACUUCUCAGUAUUCUAGCAUGAAUUAGAUUUUACCGCUUGCCAUUUUAUUCAUUAUAUCCUUGCGCAUUGAUAAUGUGUGUUAGAGUGAAUCACAAAGGUUUUAUGAGUAUGGUGGUGAGUUAGGAAAAGUGGACAUUGUUAGGUAUAUUCACUGCUCUGUACCUGUGAAAACAAUAGUGAAAAACAAAACUUUGACGAUUUGAUUUUUAAAUUGUGUUAGAACCUAAGCUGUCUUAGGAAGUAUAAAAGGAAGCAUAUGUCUGUCUGCCUUUUGAAAUACUUAAUGCCUUGUUCUACAGGAGACUAAAGAACAUGGCUAUUUUAAAAUUGUGUAAACAAGUCACUUAAAUGCUAGUUGUUAAAAAAUAUUUUCAGGUGUUAGGAAACUUACACAGAUAGGCAAUAUUUGAUGGACAACAGUGUAGCUUUUGAUGAAGAUUGAGACAGAGCCUUCAAAGAAACUCAGAUUGGUGGUGAUGGGUACUAAAUUGAAUUCUCAGUUAGGUGGUAAUCUUCUGGGUAGGGAUGGCCUUCCAUACCAGCAGUGAGCUUUGGUCACUAUUAACAUGUGCAGAAGCAUGGGUUCAGUGGUGCUGUUAGGAACUUGGAAGGAUUUAGACAAAGGUUUUAAAAAGGAUAAUCAUGAAGUAGAAGGAAGUUGUUGAAAAUCACUCUGAAAGUUUGUGUUGAAAAUCAAAGGUGGUAAACUUGAUAGGACAGGAAGAAACUGCAAAAUACUUAGACAAAAACUAGUCCAAUCACUUUUUAAAAAUGAAACAACUGAAGCAUAGACUUAAACAGCUCAGAUAGCUAAUUAGUGGCAAAACUGGGAAAUCCCAAGUCUGCCAAAAAUAGCUGACAUUCUUUCUGAUGUUCAAAAAUAAUUUCUAUUCAAAAUACAUGCAUAAGGUUUUAUACCCCAGUAUCAGUGAUUAAUUUAUGUGAUGUGGAUUGCUGGUGUCCGGCAUGCCUUCUACCUAUAAACAGGCCAGGAGAAGGAUAGAAUGCUAUAAGGUGAACUCCUUCUUAUAGUACAUUAUACAGUUGGAAAGAUGUUUAAAAUGCUUUUGUAUUUGCUGCCAUCUAAAAUAUGUAGGUUGUUAAAAUCUUUGAACCUAAAAAUCAAGCACUACAAGAAUUAACUUAGAUAGAAACUCUUAGUUGUAUGUGUCAUUAGUGUCUUAAUCUUAAAAUCUACAUUUGCUUUUGAAAUAUUUAUUAAUGUAAAUGAAAUGUAACAAUUCAACUUAAUUCCCCAACUUUAUUUUGUGUAUUGAUAAUUGUGUUUCAUGAUUUGAAUGACUGUUGUCUCUCUCAAUAAAUGAAUUCAGAAAGUG
Molecule: messenger RNA, 2944 nt
Organism: Rhinolophus ferrumequinum (greater horseshoe bat)
Lineage: Eukaryota; Metazoa; Chordata; Mammalia; Chiroptera; Rhinolophidae
Gene: SERINC1
Product: serine incorporator 1
Exons: 10
Coding region: 143-1504 (453 amino acids)
Cellular component (GO): membrane
Source: RefSeq, a predicted model, not a curated record